Molecule: messenger RNA, 2445 nt
Organism: Athalia rosae (coleseed sawfly)
Lineage: Eukaryota; Metazoa; Arthropoda; Insecta; Hymenoptera; Athaliidae
Exons: 2
Coding region: 510-2396 (628 amino acids)
Source: RefSeq, a predicted model, not a curated record
AGAGAAGAAUCGUUAGUUCUGAUUGAAUUCCGAAUCUGAAUAAAUUCUGUGUACCCGUAUUUUCAAUGUACUCGAUGAUAAAAAAAAAAAUAUUUUCGGAAUAAAAAUUCCGCUGACAAUUUUACACGAAGAUUAUCUCGAAGGGUGAUUCGGAGCAAGGUUGAUAUCGAUCUUGUAUUAAAAAGAAAAAUGAAAAAUGAAAAAAACGAAAGAAAAAAAAUACAUGUCAACGGUCAAUAAGAUACACGAUGCUUAUAAACGCGAUGCAGUGUGAAGAUAACUAAAGUUGUAAAAGUCACAUAUUACUCACGCGUAUAUUAAAAUUGACCUUUGCCAACUUGUUCCGACGACACAAUGUCAUGGUUGUUUGUCGAAUGUCGAAGCCCUUCGUUAAAGUUUGUUCGGUGCGGUUGCGUUCGCGGGUGUUGGAGGAAUAAUUUAUUCAUUUUUUUAAACAGAACAAGAGAGACUUCGUUCGUUGGGUGAAAUAAAACUGUAGCGACGGCGCCAUGAAUGCAAAAUUAUUGAAAGCACUGUGCUUAUUCGUCUCGAUGAUUUCUGACAGAGUGACAAGUUCGCCGAGAAUAUCAUAUUUGCAUAAUCACACGUUGAGGAAAGACGAGGGUAACAAAUGGGAUAUGGUCGGAAAAUUUUUCGCCGAUUUCAACGAAGCUUAUUUAAAAAAAUACGAACCGCGACAGAUCACGAUAACCGGUGUUCCGAAACACGAGAAUAUUCAAAAAGCUCUGAAACCGUUCCUGAAAAGUUACCCCCACAUCAUCUGCACGGAGACCAGAGACUGCGGUUAUUCAAAAAUCUUCAGCGAUGGAAAUUUCGUCAUUAUAUUUCUGGAUGAUCUCACCGAAGAAACGUUCAUGAAAAACUCACGAAUAAUAUCUCGCUGCGAAAAGUGCAAGCUCCUAUUUUUAUGCGAUGGUAAAAUUCAAAAUAACGGUGUCCGUUUGAUGUUCGCACUCGCCACGAAGCAAAACGUACCCUACAGCGAAUUGGCCUACCUAAACGCGGACGGUAUCGGUCUGUACAGUGAAUUUUUGGGGAUAAACUGCACCAUGGAGGCCCGUUUGGUGGAAAUUUGGAGACCGGGUACCGAUUUGGACAGAAUAAAUCAAUGGGCGUACAAAUUUCACGAUCUGAACGGGUGUCCGGUGACGGUGAGCUCGUUGAAUUUCACUCCGAAAAUGAUGAUCGAAGAGUACAAGAACGGAACGGUGAAAAUCGUCGGAGGACGUGAGGGUAAACUGAUGCUGGAGGCGGCGGAGAAAUUCAACUUCAGUUUGACGUUAAAAUAUCCGACGAUGACGGACCGUCUGAGGUAUUCUCAGAGAGCGGCUAUAAUGAAGGACGUUGCUUCGGGUGUCGCGGAAAUUGGAAUCGGCAGAUUGCGUCCGAGCGAUCAUUUUCGCGAUCGCGUAUCGAUGUCGGUAGCUUACGACAACGAUUGUCUCACCUGGGGAGUGCCGCGUUUCGUAAACCGUGCGAACGACGUUAUAUUCGUUGAAUUUUCCGGAAUGGUAUGGGCCAUGAUCACCCUGAUAUUCGGGGUUGCUUGCGUCGCGGGAUAUCUUCACCGUUACUUCACCUCUCUAAAAGCUGGCAAUCGAAAGAACCUCGGAUUGAUACCCAUCGUAUUCGAGGUGUUCGCACUCCACCUGGGCAAUCCGGUGAUAUCGGUAACUUCUUCGCCGGGAGGGAGAUCUUUUUUGAUAGCGAGCUUGUACUACGCGAUGGUGAUAACGACCGCGUACAAAACGUCGUUGGCUUCGAUACUGGCGACGGAAAUCGACACCGCUACCAUCGUCGACGCCGAGGGUAUAAUAAAGUCGAAUCUGAGCGUCAUCGGAUCGCUCUACGACUGGAAUAUCCUCAAGGAUCAAGCUAACGAGAGCGAAAUCACCAGUAAAUUACUCGAACGAUUCACGAUCAACAACAACGACAUGAAGACGUGGAAUAACUUUUUGUCCGACAACAAUUACGCCUUUUUGGCGCGUCGUUCUUGGCUAAGUUAUCAAAGACAGAAGAUCGUGAAAGCUCACGAGUCCGUUACGUUCGACGUGUUCGAUACUUGCGUGUUGACUUAUCACACGGUGAUAAAUUAUCAGAAAAAAUCGAUCCUCAGAAAGCCUAUAGAUCGCCUCAUCCAACGACUGACGGAAUCUGGUAUUCUGAAACACUGGGAUAUCAACGACGAAAUAGACGCCGACGUAGCGUUGGCCCGUAAAAGUUAUCUAGAUUACGUAAACCAUCGCGCCGCUCAUAAAUUUCGAAAUAUAUUCGUACUGUAUUUCAUUUGCAUUACAUUAUCCCUCGUCGCUUUUGUUCUGGAACUUCUUUGCGCUAAAGUGCAAUCAAAAAUACGACCUAACGAUGACAUUUAACGUCCGAAGUCGCGAAAUUGCGAUACAUAUGUGUAACAUAUACGGUCUG